CCCAUUUCUACCACACCAUCUCAAGCUCAAAUCAAAUACUACUUCACUUUACCUCACUAGCUAGCCCUCUUUGCUUUCUUUGUUUCCUUCAAAUUUAGCAUUUUUUUUCAAUCCAUUCAUAAAAAAAAUGGCAUCGUCGUCGAUUUCGCACUCGGGCAGCAGCAGCAGAUGGUCUGCCCAAGAAAACAAGGCCUUUGAGAGGGCUUUGGCCGUUUUUGACCAAGAUACCCCUGACCGUUGGGCCAACGUUGCCCGGGCCGUAGGGGGCCGGACGCCGGAGGAGGUGAAGAUGCAUUACGACAACCUCGUUGAGGAUAUCAAGUACAUUGAAAGUGGGAAGGUUCCAUUCCCCAACUACCGGACCACUCGUUGAGGAAAUCUGAUGAAGAGAUUAAAUAAGAGAUGGAAGAUGACAACAUAUCUAAUUGAAGCAAAUAUAUAUACAUUUUAAAUUUUAUUAUUGUAAUGCGGCAGUAAUUUCGGAAUCACAUAGUAGAUGGUGAUUCUUGCUAAUGUUGGACAAAAGUUGUCCACAUAAAUAAAUAUGUAGUAUGUGAUAAGGCCUUUUUAUAAAUCGUCUUAUAUCGAUCAGCGUUUUAUA
Molecule: messenger RNA, 601 nt
Organism: Salvia miltiorrhiza (redroot sage)
Lineage: Eukaryota; Viridiplantae; Streptophyta; Magnoliopsida; Lamiales; Lamiaceae
Product: transcription factor RADIALIS-like
Exons: 2
Coding region: 128-373 (81 amino acids)
Molecular function (GO): DNA-binding transcription factor activity
Source: RefSeq, a predicted model, not a curated record